Messenger RNA from Brassica oleracea var. oleracea, 2188 nucleotides. Its product is annotated as ATP-citrate synthase beta chain protein 2. The coding region runs from base 183 to 2009 and encodes 608 amino acids. Gene Ontology annotation, molecular function: ATP citrate synthase activity. The transcript is spliced from 16 exons. Gene Ontology annotation, biological process: fatty acid biosynthetic process; acetyl-CoA biosynthetic process; tricarboxylic acid cycle. The record is from RefSeq and is a predicted model, not a curated record. NCBI's taxonomy places the organism in Eukaryota, Viridiplantae, Streptophyta, Magnoliopsida, Brassicales, Brassicaceae. Gene Ontology annotation, cellular component: cytosol.
AGAAGUUGUGAUCCAACUACCCACCAAUAAGACCACCACACGAUCACAUAGAGAGAAAGAGAGAGAGAAAGAGACCAUCCUUCUAUAUUAGUGGUCUUCUAACCACUCCUCUCCCUUUACCACCAUUUAUUAGCUUCUUUCCCCCACUCACUCGACUCGGGUCGUCACCAGAUCUUUCGAAAAUGGCAACGGGACAGCUUUUUUCUCGGACAACGCAAGCUUUGUUCUACAACUACAAGCAGCUUCCUGUCCAACGGAUGCUCGACUUCGACUUCCUCUGUGGACGUGAAACGCCUUCUGUUGCUGGGAUCAUCAACCCUGGCUCUGAAGGGUUUCAGAAGCUCUUCUUCGGACAGGAGGAGAUAGCUAUCCCCGUUCACGCCGGUAUUGAGGCAGCUUGUGCUGCGCAUCCAACUGCAGAUGUAUUCAUCAACUUUGCGUCUUUCAGGAGUGCUGCUGCGUCAUCCAUGGCUGCUUUGAAGCAGCCAACUAUUAAAGUUGUGGCGAUUAUAGCAGAAGGUGUUCCGGAGUCAGACACCAAGCAGCUGAUUGCUUAUGCUCGUGCAAACAACAAGGUUGUUAUUGGACCGGCUACUGUUGGAGGUAUUCAAGCUGGUGCCUUUAAGAUUGGUGACACUGCAGGAACUAUUGAUAACAUUAUCCAGUGCAAGCUUUACAGACCUGGAUCUGUUGGCUUUGUCUCCAAAUCUGGUGGAAUGUCUAAUGAAAUGUACAAUACUGUUGCUCGUGUGACUGAUGGGAUCUAUGAAGGUAUUGCUAUUGGUGGAGACGUGUUCCCAGGAUCCACUUUGUCUGACCAUAUCCUAAGGUUUAACAACAUCCCACAGAUAAAAAUGAUGGUUGUACUUGGAGAGCUUGGAGGAAGAGAUGAGUACUCUCUUGUUGAGGCUUUGAAACAGGGGAAAGUGAAUAAACCUGUCGUUGCUUGGGUCAGUGGGACUUGUGCACGGCUCUUCAAGUCUGAAGUACAGUUCGGUCACGCAGGUGCCAAAAGUGGUGGGGAGAUGGAGUCUGCACAAGCCAAGAACCAAGCUCUCAUGGAUGCUGGAGCCAUUGUUCCAACUUCAUUUGAAGCUCUCGAAUCUGCAAUCAAAGAGACUUUUGAGAAACUGGUUGAAGAAGGAAAGGUCUCUCCUAUAAAGGAAGUCACUCCUCCACAGAUCCCUGAGGAUCUCAGCUCUGCAAUCAAGAGUGGGAAAGUCAGGGCUCCUACUCACAUCAUCUCCACCAUUUCUGAUGACAGAGGGGAGGAACCAUGCUAUGCUGGUGUUCCAAUGUCUUCAAUCAUCGAACAAGGCUUAGGAGUGGGCGAUGUCAUUUCCCUUCUAUGGUUCAAGCGUAGUCUUCCACGCUACUGUACAAAGUUCAUUGAGAUAUGCAUAAUGCUGUGUGCUGAUCAUGGUCCUUGCGUCUCGGGCGCUCACAACACCAUUGUGACAGCAAGAGCAGGCAAAGACCUUGUCUCAAGUCUUGUCUCUGGUUUAUUAACCAUUGGCCCUAGAUUUGGUGGUGCCAUUGAUGAUGCUGCUAGAUACUUCAAGGACGCUUGUGACAGGAAUCUCACACCUUAUGAGUUCGUUGAGGGGAUGAAGAAGAAGGGAAUCAGAGUCCCUGGGAUCGGACACAGGAUCAAGAGCAGAGACAACAGAGACAAGAGAGUGGAGCUGCUUCAGAAAUUUGCUAGGUCUAACUUCCCAUCAGUGAAGUACAUGGAGUACGCAGUAACAGUGGAAAGCUACACGCUCUCAAAGGCGAACAACCUCGUCCUCAACGUUGAUGGAGCCAUUGGAUCUCUCUUCUUGGACCUUCUAGCUGGAAGUGGGAUGUUUACUAAGCAAGAGAUCGAUGAGAUUGUUCAGAUCGGUUAUCUCAACGGUCUCUUUGUUCUUGCUCGCUCUAUCGGUUUGAUUGGACACACCUUUGAUCAGAAGAGGUUGAAGCAGCCGUUGUACCGUCACCCAUGGGAAGAUGUGUUGUACACCAAGUGAAACACAUCUCAGCUUUGUUCUUUUGUUGUUAAUUCCAAAUAAUUAGCUUUUACAUUCUUCUAUGAGAGAUGUUACCAAAAAUGCAUAUCUAUGCUCUUCUGUUUCUUUUGUUGUGAUGUUAUGUUUAUUUUUAUUUUGUUUUCCAUUUAUCUGAACUUUUAUCAAUUGUUCUUCUUACU